GGGCGGUCGGCGCGGCGCGGCGGGGCGGGCAUGGCGGUGUCGCCCUACGUGCAGGCCAUGCAGGAGCUGUUCCGCGCCAACACGCGCAGCCGCGAGUUCCCGGCGCACGGCGCCAAGGUGCACUCGGUGGCGUGGAGCUGCUGCGGCCGCCGCCUCGCGUCCGGAUCCUUCGAUAAGACCGCCAGCGUCUUCCUGCUGGAGAAGGACCGGCUGGUAAAAGAGAACAACUACCGGGGCCACGGUGACAGCGUGGAUCAGCUCUGCUGGCACCCCAGCAACCCCGACCUCUUUGUCACCGCGUCCGGGGACAAAACCAUCCGCAUCUGGGACGUCCGCACCACCAAGUGCAUCGCCACCGUCAACACCAAAGGGGAGAACAUCAACAUUUGUUGGAGCCCUGAUGGACAGACCAUUGCGGUGGGGAACAAGGAUGAUGUUGUCACCUUCAUUGAUGCAAAGACGCAUCGCUCCAAAGCUGAGGAACAGUUCAAGUUUGAGGUGAAUGAGAUCUCCUGGAACAACGAUAACAACAUGUUCUUCCUCACUAAUGGGAAUGGCUGCAUCAACAUCCUCAGCUACCCAGAACUGAAACCCAUUCAGUCCAUCAAUGCCCAUCCUUCAAACUGCAUCUGCAUCAAGUUUGAUCCCAUGGGGAAGUACUUUGCCACGGGCAGUGCUGAUGCGCUAGUCAGCCUCUGGGAUGUGGAUGAACUGGUGUGUGUGAGGUGCUUCUCCAGGCUUGACUGGCCUGUGCGAACACUGAGCUUUAGCCACGAUGGGAAGAUGCUGGCGUCGGCGUCAGAGGAUCACUUCAUUGACAUUGCAGAGGUGGAGACAGGAGAGAAGCUCUGGGAGGUGCAGUGUGAGUCCCCUACCUUCACAGUGGCCUGGCACCCGAAGAGGCCUCUGCUGGCCUUCGCCUGUGACGACAAAGAUGGCAAAUACGACAGCAGCCGAGAAGCAGGCACUGUCAAGCUCUUCGGGCUCCCCAAUGACUCCUAAUGAAACUGCAGCAGGGCAGGGCACCAGGGGACGCAACACUUCCCCACGCCUGGGGAUGGGAGUGUGCUUAGUUAGCAUAGGACGGGGUAAGGAAGUCGGUCCUCUCCUUACCUGCUUGACAGUGCCGUCACCUUUGUCUCAGCCCA
Molecule: messenger RNA, 1148 nt
Organism: Numida meleagris (helmeted guineafowl)
Lineage: Eukaryota; Metazoa; Chordata; Aves; Galliformes; Numididae
Gene: THOC3
Product: THO complex 3
Exons: 6
Coding region: 31-1002 (323 amino acids)
Biological process (GO): mRNA export from nucleus
Cellular component (GO): THO complex part of transcription export complex
Molecular function (GO): protein binding
Source: RefSeq, a predicted model, not a curated record